AUGCGGGCUCAGCGACACGCGGCCAUGGAGCGCGAGCGGGCGGAAGUAGAGGAGCACCGAGAGAAAGCGCCUCAGCUGAGACGGCGGCGGCGGCGGCGGCGGCGGGAGGGCCUGACGCGCAGGGUGCGCUCCAACCUGCUGCAGCCGCCGAGUGCUGAGGAGUUUGCGGCGGGCGCAGCCAAGGGCUCGCAGCACCUGGCGGACAACCGGCUCAAGACCACCAAGUACACGCUUCUGUCCUUCCUGCCCAAGAACCUCUUCGAGCAGUUCCACCGCCUGGCUAACGUGUACUUCGUCUUCAUCGCGCUCCUCAACUUCGUGCCGGCGGUGAACGCCUUCCAGCCGGGCCUGGCGCUGGCGCCGGUGCUCUUCAUCCUGGCCGUCACAGCCUUCAAGGAUCUGUGGGAGGACUACAGCCGCCACCUUUCCGACCACGAGAUCAACCACCUGGGCUGCCUGGUCUACAGCAGGGAAGAAAAGAGGUACAUGAACAGGUACUGGAAGGAGCUUCAUGUGGGGGACUUUGUGCGUCUGCGCUGCAAUGAGAUCAUCCCCGCAGAUGUCCUGCUGCUCUCCUCCAGCAACCCUGAUGGGCUGUGCCACAUAGAGACUGCCAACCUGGAUGGGGAAACCAACCUGAAGCGGCGCCAGGUGGUACGCGGCUUCUCUGAAGUAGUCUCUGAAUUCAAUCCCUUGAUGUUCACCAGCAUAAUCGAGUGUGAGAAGCCGAAUAACGACUUGACUAAGUUUCGCGGUUGCAUCAUCCAUGAAAAUGGGGAAAAGGCUGCACUUCACAAGGAGAAUCUGCUGCUUCGUGGAUGCACCAUCCGAAACACUGAGGCAGUUGUGGGCAUAGUCAUCUAUGCAGGACAUGAAACCAAAGCUCUGCUCAACAACAAUGGGCCCCGCUACAAACGCAGUCAGCUGGAACGCCAGAUGAACUGUGACGUCCUCUGGUGUGUCUUCAUCCUUGUUUGCAUGUCUCUGAUCUCUGCUAUUGGACAUGGACUUUGGGUAUGGCGGUAUCAAGAGAAGAAAUCCUUGUUUGAUGUUCCUGAGUCUGAUGGCAAAGCUUUGUCCCCAAUCUUAGCUGCUGUUUACUCGUUUUUGACAAUGAUAAUCGUUCUCCAGGUUUUGAUCCCAAUUUCCUUGUAUGUUUCCAUUGAAAUUGUCAAAGUCUGUCAAGUGUACUUCAUUAACCAAGAUAUAGAGUUGUAUGAUGAAGAGACCGACUCACAGCUGCAGUGUCGAGCCCUGAACAUCACAGAAGAUUUAGGACAGAUACAGUAUAUCUUCUCGGAUAAAACGGGCACAUUAACUGAGAAUAAGAUGGUUUUCCGAAAAUGCACUGUAUCUGGAAUAGAAUAUUCUCAUGAUGCAAAUACCCAGCGCCUGGCCAUGUACCAGGAGGCAGACUCAGAAGAAGAGGAGGUGGUGCCUCGGAGUGCCUCCCUGUCCCUGCACAGCAGCAUCGGGGGCCAUCAGAGUAUGCGAGUCCCACACAGGGUCCAGAGCACCAGGUCGCACCGACGAACAGGAAGCUGGGCCGAGGCCAAGAGAGCCAAUGUGCUAUCUAGACACACAGCCUUCAGCAGCCCCAUGGAGAAAGACAUCAUUCCUGAUCCCAAGCUCUUUGAGAAGGUGAGCAAAUGUGACCAGUACCUGGCCACUGCGCGACACCAGGAACAUCUGCUAACCCAACUUCCACCUGAGCUCUCCGAUGUGUUUGACUUCUUCAUUGCUCUCACCAUCUGCAACACGGUGCUUGUCACAUCCCCUGACCAGCCACGGCAGAAGGUGAGUGUGCAGUUAGAGCUCAAGUCCCCUGUGAAGACAAUCGAGGACUUUCUCCGCAGGUUCACGCCCAGCCGCUUAGCCUUGGGCUGCAGCAGCAUCGGGAACCUGCCCACCAGCAGGUCAGCCAACAAGUCAGACUCCAACUUCAUGUCUUCUCUGUCUAGUGAUAGUGCUCUGCUCCAGCUAGAGCAGCGCCUGGGCCCGCCUGGGCCCGAUGUCACCGGCAACGGCAUUCGCAGCCAGGCAGCAGCGAGCUGGGCGCUGGGCUGUCAGGAGGAGCGCGAGCUGCGCUAUGAGGCCGAAAGCCCGGACGAGGCAGCGCUGGUGUACGCAGCGCGCGCCUACAACUGUGCGCUGGUGGACCGCCUGCCAGACCAGGUGUGCGUGGAGCUGCCGCAUCUAGGCAGGCUCACCUUUGAGCUGCUGCACACGCUCAGCUUUGACUCCAUCCGCAAAAGGAUGUCCGUGGUCAUCCGGCACCCGCUCACCGAUGAAAUCAACGUGUACACCAAAGGCGCCGACUCUGCGGUCAUGGAUCUCCUGAUUCCGUGCACCUCAGAUGACGCCAGAGGAAGGCAUCAAAAGAAAAUCCAGAGCAGAACUCAGAAAUACCUGAACCUCUAUGCAGUGGAGGGCCUCCGCACGUUGUGUAUAGCCAAGAGGGUCCUGAGUAAGGAAGAAUAUGCCUGCUGGUUACAGAGGCACAUGGAAGCAGAGUCCUCCUUGGACAACCGCGAGGAGCUUCUCUUCCAGUCAGCCCUGCGCCUGGAGACCAAUCUGCACCUCCUGGGUGCCACUGGGAUUGAAGAUCGCUUACAAGAGGGAGUCCCUGAGACCAUUGCAAAAUUGCGCCAAGCUGGCCUACAGAUUUGGGUUCUCACCGGUGACAAACAGGAAACAGCUGUAAACAUUGCUUAUGCCUGCAAACUGUUGGACCAGGAUGAGGAGGUCAUCACCUUCAAUGCUGAGUCCCAGGAAGCCUGUGCCGCCCUGUUGAACCAGUGUCUACAAUAUGUACAAUCCAGAGACUCCGGCAGCACUCCAGAGAAGAUCUCGGGGAACGUCAGCGAGACCUUCUCCCCACUCUGCCAACUCUCCGUGCCACCCACCUCUGGCCCCAGACCUAGCCUUGUGAUAGAUGGGAGGAGUCUGGCCUAUGCUCUGGAGAAGAGCCUGGAAGACAAGUUCCUCUUCCUGGCCAAGCAGUGCCGUUCAGUCCUGUGCUGCCGCUCAACACCCUUACAGAAGAGCAUGAUGGUGAAGCUGGUCAGGAGCAAGCUCAAGGCCAUGACCUUGGCAAUAGGAGACGGAGCCAAUGAUGUCAGCAUGCUCCAAGUGGCAGAUGUGGGCGUUGGCAUCGCUGGUCAGGAAGGCAUGCAGGUGGUGAUGGCCAGUGACUUUGCAGUGCCGAGAUUCCGAUACCUGGAGAGACUCUUAAUUGUCCAUGGACAUUGGUGUUACUCUCGAAUCGCCAACAUGGUGCUGUACUUCUUCUACAAGAACACAAUGUUUGUGGGCCUCCUGUUUUGGUUCCAGUUUUACUGUGGCUUCUCUGCAUCUGCGAUGAUUGACCAAUGGUAUCUCAUCUUCUUUAACCUGCUCUUCUCCUCACUUCCCCAGCUUGUGACUGGGGUACUGGACAAGGACGUGCCUGCCCACGUGCUGCUGGCUGAGCCACAGCUCUACAAGAGUGGCCAGAACAGAGAGGAAUACCGGCCACGAGCAUUCUGGAUAAACAUGGCUGACGCCACCUUUCAGAGCCUGGUUUGCUUUUUCAUUCCUUACUGGGCCUACUUUGACUCGGAUGCAGACAUGUUUACCUGGGGCACCCCCAUCACCACCGUUGCACUGCUCACCUUCCUGCUGCAUCUGAGCAUCGAAACCAAAACCUGGACCUGGUUCAACUGGAUAGCUUGUGGCUUCAGUAUCCUUUUAUUUUUCAUUGUGGCUUUGAUUUACAAUGCUUCUUGUGCAACGUGUUAUCCUCCGUCUAACCCCUAUUGGACUAUGCAAACAUUAAUGGGCGACCCUGUGUUUUACUUGACUUGUUUCAUAGCACCCGUGGCUGCCCUGCUGCCCAGAUUAUUUUUCAAAGCCCUUCAGGGGACCCUUUGUCCAACCCAACUUCAUUUGGGACGCCAGCUUGCGAAGAGGUACCCCAAGAAACCCAACACUCCCAAAGACGCCUUUGUUCAGGAGCAACUUCCAGUAGAACCCAGAAACAGCAGCAGCUCUCAAGCCCUCUGUCAGAAUGAUGACCCCCAAACCUCAGCCUCCCUGGAGGAAGUUCCAGUACAGGAAAAUCCCAGUGUGGUGUCUGCAAACAUGCUGCCCAAGACAUUGCCUUCCCAGGAGUACAGCCUGCUGGAGGGACUAAACAGCCAGGCCCCAGGAUCCUCCACGCCAAAGGAGGUUGCCCAGGAUGUGUGUACCCAGGACCCCAAGAUAAAACAAACCAGUGCGGUUGGGGCAGCUCCCCUGCCCUCCAUCUUCAAACUACCCAAUCUUAGCUCACUCAACUGGAUUUCCUCCCUGUCACUGGUCAGCGAACUGGGAAGUGUACUACAAUUCUCUCAGAGUACUUCCCAGGUGGAUAAGGAGAAUGGUGAGUUCCGGCCCAGACCUUCCCAGCCCACUGAAGACCUGAAGUCUCUUAGGGAACAGACCGCCAAAUCCGUCUAG
Messenger RNA from Chrysochloris asiatica (Cape golden mole), 4479 nucleotides. It is a transcript of the gene ATP10A, whose product is annotated as ATPase, class V, type 10A. Gene Ontology annotation, biological process: phospholipid translocation. The coding region runs from base 1 to 4479 and encodes 1492 amino acids. The transcript has 21 exons. Gene Ontology annotation, cellular component: plasma membrane. NCBI's taxonomy places the organism in Eukaryota, Metazoa, Chordata, Mammalia, Afrosoricida, Chrysochloridae. The record is from RefSeq and is a predicted model, not a curated record. Gene Ontology annotation, molecular function: ATP binding; magnesium ion binding; ATPase-coupled intramembrane lipid carrier activity.